This is a messenger RNA of Closterium sp. Naga37s-1, 1296 nucleotides long. NCBI's taxonomy places the organism in Eukaryota, Viridiplantae, Streptophyta, Zygnematophyceae, Desmidiales, Closteriaceae. The record is from the annotation of a GenBank genome assembly.
AUGAACCGGAGGAAAGCUGCGGCGAAAGGCGACCUGGCGAAGCUGAUAUGGUGCUUCAUCGGCGUGGUGGGCACGCUCAUCAUCUACGGCAUUGGCCAGGAGCGGAUAAUGAAGUUUCCGUACGGUGACAGGGACGAGGACUCAGAGUACUUCCAGCAUUCACUCUUCAUCGUGCUCUGUAACCGCCUCAUGACGUGCGCUGUCGCAGUCAUCGUGCACCUGGUGACAGGAGCGUCGUUGGCUCUAGUGGCUCCAAUUUACGCCUAUGGUGCUGUGUCCCUCUCCAAUGUCAUCUCGUCCGGGUGCCAAUACGAGGCCCUCAAGUACGUGAGCUUCCCUCUGCAGACCAUCGCCAAGUCAUCCCGCAUGGUGCCUGUGCUGAUCUGGGGCACGAUCAUAUCGCGCAAGCAGUACAAGCCCAGGGAGUACAUCAUCGCCAUCACCAUCAUCCUCGGCUCCUGCCUCUUCUUCCUCAACGUGACUGCGCGCACGAGUGUCAAGAGCACGUUCUCUGGCCUCAUGCUCAUGCUCGGAUACCUAGGCUUUGACGGGUUCACCAACACGUUUCAGGACAAGCUGUUUGAGGGCUAUGACAUGCCGGCCGCCAACCAGGUGCUCUACAUCACACUCUGCUCCUCCGUCAUCAGCCUGCUGGGCCUGCGCCAGGACCUAUCAGCAGCCAUUGCAUUCAUCAUGCGCCAUCCCGACUGUGCCCUCCACAUUGCAGUGCUCUCUGUGGCGGCCACCAUAAGCCAGUUCUUCAUCUCCUACACCAUUAAGACCUUUGGUGCUCUCACCUUCGCCACCAUCAUGACCACCCGCCAGCCACUGCUCUUUGUUCCCACCACCGCACUCCCUACUGCACCACCGCACUCCCUACUGCACCACCGCACUCCCUACUGCACCACCGCACUCCCUACUGCACCACCGCACUCCCUACUGCACCACCGCACUCCCUACUGCACCACCGCACUCCCUACUGCACCACCGCACUCCCUACUGCACCACCGCACUCCCUACUGCACCACCGCACUCCCUACUGCACCACCGCACUCCCUACUGCACCACCGCACUCCCUACUGCACCACCGCACUCCCUACUGCACCACCGCACUCCCUACUGCACCACCGCACUCCCUACUGCACCACCGCACUCCCUACUGCACCACCGCACUCCCUACUGCACCACCGCACUCCCUACUGCACCACCACACUCCCUACUGCACCACCGCACUCCCUACUGCACCACCGCACUCCCUAUUGCACCACCUCUCACCAGAUGGCGGUCUUUCAGUGA